Trichomycterus rosablanca is the source of this 10224-nucleotide messenger RNA. It is a transcript of the gene reln, whose product is annotated as reelin. The transcript is spliced from 63 exons. The record is from RefSeq and is a predicted model, not a curated record. Lineage: Eukaryota; Metazoa; Chordata; Actinopteri; Siluriformes; Trichomycteridae. The coding region runs from base 1 to 10224 and encodes 3407 amino acids. Gene Ontology annotation, biological process: central nervous system development; neuron migration. Gene Ontology annotation, molecular function: lipoprotein particle receptor binding.
AUGGAUUUAGGGGCUUUGCCACUUGGCUUUUAUCCCCGUUUUAACCCGUUCUUCUUCCUGUGCACCCAUCACGGAGAAGUGGAGAGUUUUGGGGUGGCUGAGGGAGGGAGUGAGAUGCUACUUACCUUUCACAUUGCUGGCAACCCCACAACCUACAGCCCAGGACACGAGUAUCAGGUGACCAUCUCCACUAAUACAUAUUUUGAUGGAUUGCUGGUCACAGGCCUUUACACCUCCACUAUUGUCCAAGCAGCACCCAUACCGGCUUCUGCUGCCUUCGGAUUUGGAGUUAAAGAGCAACAAAUUGGGGCUCAGUAUGUGUGCAGUGUGGUAGCAUCACAUGUCAGUACUCUGCCCACAACCAGUUUCAGCUUUGUGUGGAUCGCCCCACCACCAGGGACAGGCUGUGUAAACUUUCUGGCUACUGCCAUGAAUCAUGGACAGCUAAUCUUCAAGGACACUCUGGUCACGCAGCUUUGUGAGCAGGAAGCCCCUACUGAAUCUCCAGUGUGGCCUACUUUGGCUGAAAUUCAUGGAAUUCAUGCAGUUCUUCGUGAUGAUUUUGACUCUAAUGAGGAAGGAGAGUUGGAUCCCAAUAUCUGGUCUGACUGUAGUAACUGUCGGGUGGGGGAACAGUGUGGUGUGUUGUUGCAUGGUAAAGCAGUCACUUUUUGUGAACGUCUUGGACAGAGAGAGCUGAUUUCAGUGGCUCUGAACACAAGCACUGCCUCUGUAUUACAGUUUGCUCUUGGCUCUGGAUACUGUCGUUUUAGUUAUUCAGAUCCCAGCAUAAUAGUCUCAUGUAGUAUGAACAACUCAUAUGAUUGGAUCACCUUGGAGAAGAUCAGAGCACCUACUAACAGCAACACAGUAGUACACCUAUUGCCAGUACCAUCAAGCUGCAGGGGAAUAGAUGUGCACCUGCGGUGGUUUCAGGAGUCAGCACUGGGGCCUGAUGGCUAUGAGUCUUGCUGGGGACUAGACAACAUCCUGUUGGUCAACAUGGCCCACAAGCCCACCCUGCUGGAGGACAACAUGGAUCCUCUUGAUACUGCCAACUGGAUUUUUUUCCCUGGUGCCACCAUAAAGCACGCCUGUCAGUCAGAUGGAAACUCUAUGUAUUUUCAUGGUGGAGAGGGACUGGGACAUAGCUUUGCCUCCACACGGGACAUUGAUCUUCACAAUGAAGAAGAACAGCACUACUGGCAGGAGGACUUUGAGAGCCCACCUGAUGGCUGGGAAAUUGAGGGAGCAGUGUAUGGCACUCAAUGUGGAGAAAUUAAGUCAGGCUCUGCACUAGUUUUUCUUGAAAAUGGAAAAAGGAAAGUUUGUACUCCCUACCUGGACACAACUUCCUAUGGCAAUCUUCGGUUCCACUUUGCUAUGGGUGCUGGGGAGUGUCAUCCUGGGGAGUCACAUGAUAACGAUGUUAUCCUGUUUGGUCGGUCAGAAGGCAGAAGAAACCACGUGUUAUUAGAGACACUUCCAUUUUCAGCCUACAGGGUCCCUAUUAUGGUAUCAGUACCCCUGCCUAUAGAGCUUCAGACUCCUGUAACUCAGUUUUGUUUGGAGCAGAAGUUUCAUUCUGGGCCCAGCCAACAUGUUUGGGCAGUGGAUUUCCUGCAGCUUCUGCCAGUGCUGCCUGGUGACUACACACACAUGGCCCAGUUUUCUAUCAAUCUUGGUUGUGGGUCCCACCAGCCUGCUAACAGUGUCAGUUUAGAAUUUUCAACCAGUCAGGGUCGUUCUUGGUCUCUUCUUCACAUGGAGUGUUUGCCUGAGCUGUGUUCUGGACAACAUCUUCCCCACAGCACGAUUUACUCAUCGGAAAACUUAAGUGGAUGGACAAGGAUUUCUAUUCCUCUUCCCAAUGCUGCCCUCACAGAAAGCACUCAGUUCCGCUGGAGGCAAACAGAAGCUGGAACUGGAAAUAUGUGGGCCAUUGAUAAUGUAUAUAUUGGUUCAGCUUGUCUGCACUUUUGCUCAGGAAGAGGACUUUGCUCACGCAUUGGAUGCAAGUGUGACCCAGGUUUCAGUGGUCCUGCAUGUGAGAUAGCAUCGCAGACCUUCCCUGCAUUUUUGUCAGAAGGUUUUUCCAGCCAGAGGCUCUCUUCUUAUCACAGCUUUUCCUCUUUGCGGGGGGCUGAGGUCAGCUUUGGCUGUGGGGUUUUAGCCAGUGGGAAGUCUUUGGUCUUCAACAGAGACAGCAGGAGACAUUUGAUCACUACUCCACUAGAUAGCUCUCAGGCCAGGUACCUGCAGUUUACCCUGAGGUUAGGCAGUCGUAGUAGUACAUGUCCUGGUCCAGAUCGGCCUGGAGAGGGUAUACUACUUCAUUACACCUCAGAUAACGGCAUUAACUGGACCCUGCUGCAGCAUUACUCUUACCAAGGCUUCCAUGAGCCCAGGAUUGUUUCAGUGGAGCUUCCCCCAAGUGCACAGAAGUUUGGGGUGCAGUUUCGUUGGUGGCAACCAUACCACUCAGGCCAUGGGAAGGAUGUUUGGGCACUGGAUGACAUAAGCAUGACAGCUGUGCUCUUUAACUCUAUUAGUCUGGAUUUCAGCAAUGUGCUGGACGUCACACAAAGUCUGGGUUUCUACCUGGGCCUUGUGCAGCCUUACUGUCAGCAUGACUGGACUCUCAGUUUCUCUGGGGAAACCAUUACUGGCUCUAGUAUUCGUUAUGUGGAAACUCAGUCAAUGCAGAUUGGGGCCUCAUACAUGCUGCAGUUCUCCUUAAUAAUGGGCUGUGGUCACAGAUCCUCCCCCCACAUUGAUACACAAGUACGGUUGGAGUUUUCUACCAAUCACGGUCUGACCUGGCAUUUGGUCAAAGAGGCCUGUCUUCCAGGCAUGCCAAGCUGCACAGAGUUCACUGCCCACAGUGUAUACCAUCCUUCCGAGUUUACUUCCUGGAAAAGGAUCACUCUUUCUCUACCUCAAAAAACAUGGUCCAGUGCCACCCGGUUUCGAUGGAUCCAAAACUACUUCAGAGAACAGGAUGAGUGGGCAUUAGAUGAUAUCUACAUAGGGCAACAGUGUCCUCAAAUGUGCCAUGGACAUGGCUGGUGUGAUCAUGGUCACUGCAAAUGUGAUGAAGGUUUUUCUGGCACAGACUGUCAGCCUUCCUCCCCACUACCCUCUAGUGUACUCUCAGACUUUGAAUUAAAAGAAGAACUUAUGACCACAUGGCAGGAGGUAACUGGUGGAGAGAUAGUGACACCUGACCUGGGCUGUGGUGUUGUGUCAUCUGGAUCUUCUUUGUAUUUUAGUAAGGCUGGACUGAGACAGCUUGUAAGUUGGAACAUGGACACAGAAUGGGCUGAGUUUGUCCAGUUCUACUUACGUGUGGGUGGAGACUGGGUGGAGUGUAACAGGGCAGACAGCAGGGAAGAAGGAGUGCUUCUUCAGUAUAGUAACAAUGGUGGCAUUAGCUGGGGCCUAAUCGCAGAGAUGUACUUCACAGACUUUACCAGACCACGGUUUGUUCAUUAUGAGUUGCCACUGGCUGCUAAAACACCAUGUACACAGUUUCGCUGGUGGCAACCCCUUCAUUCCGGCGAGGGUUAUGACCAGUGGGCUAUUGAUGAUGUCAUCAUUUUCUCUGACAGAGAAAAACAUGUUAUUCCACUAGCUAAUCCUACUCUUCCUCAGAACUUUUAUGAGAAGCCAGCAUUUGAUUAUCCACUAAAUCAAAUGAGUGUCUGGCUAAUGUUGGGCAAUGAGGGAAUGGACACAGAACAAAAUAUUAGUUUCUGUGCCCCUACACCAUCAGCCAUGAUAUUUGGAAGAUCAGAUGGGGACAGGAUGGCAGUGACUCGAGACCUUACCCUUCGCCCUGGCUACACAUUGCAAUUUAAGAUUACUGGGUGCAAGUCAGAUUUUCCUGCUUCAGCUCCUGUGAUACUUCAGUAUUCACAUGAUUAUGGUCGCACCUGGGCGCUGGUGCAUGAGGGCUGUUUCCCAGACACACCCGGGGCUACAGGCUGUGAAGGCAACGGGCGUGAGCUAAGAGAGCCGUCUGUCUAUUACACAGGAGACUAUGAGGAUUGGACCAGAGUUACUGUUGUAAUCCCACGAAAUGUGGCUGCAAGUAAGACACGAUUCCGCUGGAUCCAAGAAAGCAGUGCUUAUCAGAAUGCCCCUGCAUUUGCCUUGGAUAGCAUCUACAUCUCUGAGCCUUGUCCUAAUCACUGUGGGGGUCAUGGAGACUGCAUCUCUGGAGUCUGCUUUUGUGACAUGGGAUUUACAGUAUUGCAGGACAGCUGUGUGCCAUCUGUGCCCAGUCCCACAGAGCUGGUUGAAGGUUUUGAGGGCAAGUUGAGUCCUCUUUGGCAGAUAACUAGUGGAGAACAGACUUUGGAUGGUUGUGGUACCAUAAGUAAAGGAAAGGCCCUUUACUUUGGUGGUCUUGGGCGUCGGGAAGCUCGCACUGUGCCCUUGGACACCACUCACACACGACUUGUUCAAUUCUACAUCAGGAUUGGUGGGAAGAACUUGGGGCCUACCUGCACUAGGCCUCGUGGUCGCAAUGAAGGGGUUAUUGUCCAGUACUCAACAAAUAAUGGAGUGAAGUGGCAGUUCCUUCGAGAGCUAGACUUUGGCUCCUUUAUGGAAACACAGCUGGUGACCAUUGAAUUGCCCCCUCAAGCGAAGACACCUUACACUGUGUUCCGCUGGUGGCAGCCCCAGCUUGGAAAACACUCAGCCCAGUGGUCACUUGAUGACAUUCUGAUUGGGAUGAAUGAGAGCUCCAGAACUGGCUUCCAUGACAAGUUCGAUGGCCUAUUACCCUUAAGGCACAACUGGUUCAGAAUAGAGGGAGGAGAAGUGACAGAAGAUUGUCUGUCCUUGAACACCGUCCUCGUCUUCCACUCUGAUUUAGGAGACACACGCUAUGCAGAAAGUUGGGACUUUGAGAUUUCAGACUCCUCAUUUCUUCAGUUUGAUCUGAAUAUGGGCUGCAGUAAGGCUGUGAACUCAGCACAGGGAGUGCAUCUGGAAUUCUCCACUGACUGUGGCCACCAAUGGAUGCUUCUCACACCUGAGUGUGUGCCUCCAGCUAUUGGUUGUGCUGGAUAUACUCAGAGCUCCACCUACAGUACUCCUAAGUAUUCUCAAUGGAGGAGGGUCACUGUCUAUCUGCCCAGUGCUUCAAUUUCUCCAAAAACAAGGUUCCGCUGGAUUCAGCCUCACUUUACUCCUGGAGCAGAUAGCUGGGCAAUUAAAAAUGUGCUGCUGGCAACUGGCUGCCCCUGGAUGUGUUCUGGACAUGGCCUGUGUGAUAAUGGACACUGUGUGUGUGACACAGGUUUUGGUGGGGCUCACUGUGUGCCCCUGGCUGCUUUGCGUUCUUUUCUUAAGGAAGACUUUAAUAAGAACCUGGACCCAGAAAUCUGGCCUGAGGUGUAUGGAGCAGAACGGGGCACACUAAGUGGAGAGCCUCUUAAAUCAGGCACAUCGCUUAUUUUUAAGGGGGAGGGAUUGCGCAUGCUGGUUUCACAGGAUCUAGACUGUACAAGCUCUCAGUAUAUCCAGUUUUCAUUUAAGUUUAUCACCAAAGGAGUUCCAGAGCGUUCUCAUUCCAUUUUGCUUCAGCAUUCAGUAAAUGGAGGGAUCAGCUGGCUGCUUUUAAAUGAGUUUUACAGUCCCACCUCGACUGAUACUUUGUUUCUACAUCUGCCACUGCCCCCCAGUGCUCAGACUAAUGCUACACGGUUUAGACUGUGGCAGCCUUACAACAAUGGCAAAAAGGAAGAGGUGUGGGUAAUUGAUGAUUUUAUUAUUGAUGGAAGCUCUUCACACAAACCACCAAUUAUUUCAGAAGAUUUUGAGGGUGGGCCUCUGGAAUUAAACUGGAUUUUCUACCCAGGAGGCAGUAUUCGCUCUUACUGUCCAAACCAGAAAGCUGGACUGAAUGAUGGGUUGGCCUUGGUAUUUAUGUCCAGUGAGCUGGGAGAGCACUCUCUCACUACUAGAGAUAUUGAUGUUGAUGAGAACACUAUCUUCCAGUUUGAGAUCAAUGUGGGUUGUACAUCAGAGAGCUCUUCUUCACACCCUGUGCAUCUGGAGGUUUCCAGGGACUUUGGGAUCACUUGGCUCCUUUUAGUUCCUCUGUGUGCAGGCAACCCAAAAUCCAGCUCUUUCUGUUCAACUGAACUUCAUCCUCCCAGCAUUUACUACCCAGGGACCACAAAGGGUUGGAGGAGGGAGGUCAUUCAUUUAGGAAAACUGCAUCUGUGUGGGUCGGUGCGGUUUCGUUGGUACCAGGGGUAUUUUUCAGCUGGCAUGGCACCUCCCACUUGGGCUGUUGACAACAUUUACAUUGGCCCUCAGUGCCCAGAGAUGUGCAAUGGCCAUGGGACAUGUUUAAAGGGCACACAUUGUGAGUGCGACACUGGUUACUCUGGCCAAGACUGCACUAUUCAAGAUAUACCAAAUCCAGACUUUCUAAAGGAAGACUUUGAAGAUGGUGUUUUGGAAGCUAAACAUUUUAAGAUUUUGAGUGGAGGAAAGCCUUCCAGAAAGUGCGGUAUUAUGACCAGUGGACACCACCUGUUCUUUAGUGAAGAUGGAUUACGCAUGCUGGAAACCAUAGACAUGGAUCUUUCGAAUGCUAGGUUUGUACAGUUCUUUUUGCGACUGGGUUGUGGAAAAGCUGCCCCUGACCCACGCUCUCAGCCUGUACUGCUGCAGUUCUCAAUAAAUGGAGGAUUUUCCUGGAGUGUUCUACAGAAAUUCUAUUUUAGCAACAGCAGUAAUCAGGUGCACCUUGUGUCAAUAAAAAUUCCACUGGAAGCUCGGACCACCAAAACAUGUCUACGCUGGUGGCAGCCAUCUGAAAUUGGACACUUUCACAGUCCUUGGGUAAUUGAUAAGAUCGUGGUUGGUGGUAGUGCCAGUGGCUGGGGCCCUCUGGAGGAUGAUUUCUCCUCUCCAGAUGCCCGUUCUUGGCUGCUCAGCCCUGGAGGAACACACAUGCCUGUAUGUGGUUCUGAUGGUGAGGCAUUUGCUUUCAUUGAGAAAUCUAACACUCGCUUUGGUGUCACCACUGAUAUUACUAUAGGUCAGGAUGCUGUGAUCCAGUUUGACUUCUGUGCUUCCUGCUCUGUUACCUCAUCCUGCUAUGCUGUGGAAUUGGAAUAUUCUUUGGACCUCGGUCUGACUUGGCAUCCUCUUAGGAGGGACUGUUUGCCUAGUAGUCCAGACUGCUCCUCCUACACACUGCAGCAGCUAUUAAUGUCAGACACGUACAAUAAAUGGGGCAGGGUUACUCUACCCAUUCCGCCCUAUGCCAGGUCACCAGCUACACGAUUUCGUUGGCUCCAGCGGGCUCCCUUUGAUAAGCAGCAAACCUGGGCUUUGGAUAAUCUAUACAUUGGAGAUGGCUGUCCCGAAAUGUGUACUGGCCAUGGUCAGUGUAGGCAAAAUUCCUGUGCGUGUGACCAGGGGUGGGGGGGUUCUUAUUGUGACAAGGCUGUAGUGCCCCUUCUUUCACAUCUUAAGGACAGUUUCAGUCGUGCCCCCUCCUUUAGUCACUGGCACAUGCUGACUGGGGGAAAACCAAGCACAAUAUGUGGAGCUGUAGCUUCAGGUGCAGCCUUGCACUUCAGUGGACUCUGCACUCGUCAGCUAGUAACCGUGGAUUUGAACUUGACCAGUGCUGAGUUUAUACAAUUCUACUUCAUGUUUGGCUGUAUUUCCCCCCCUAAAAACCGAAACCAAGGUGUCUUGCUGGAGUUCAGUCUCAAUGGAGGCAUCAGCUGGAGUUUGCUGAUGGAGAUAUACUAUAGCCAAUUUAGCAAGCCAGGGUUUAUGAAUGUGAUGUUGCCACCUGUUGCUCGUGCAGUGGGAGUGCAAGUGCGCUGGUGGCAGCCACAGCACGAUGGAGCAGACAGUGGGGACUGGGCUUUGGACAAUGUGCUUAUCUCUGGCUUAGACAUGCCUGUUCGGAUUGAAUCAUUUGGUGAUUUUGCCCUUCCCAGUCAUGAGAGAGCCCCAGCUGAUGGUGCACCGACUGUCCACAUUAAAACAGUUCACCAAGAGGAGAGCAGCACAGUGAGUGAACACUGGCUCUUCUCAGAGGAUUGCUCUAUACAAAAAUUUUGCAACUUCCAAGAUAGAGUAAUGGUGUGUGGUAAUGUUGAUGGCAGAGAAGUGUACACUGUCACACAUGACAUUGUCCCCCAAAAAAAUUGGGUCAUGAAUUUUAAGAUUGUAGUUGGUUGCAGUGCACCUGAAAAACAUGCUGAGAGACAGGUCCAUGUCCAGUAUUCAGUGGACUUUGGUGUGUCCUGGAAGUACCUAGUGCCCCAGUGCCUUCCUGCUAACCCUCGUUGUGGAGGACAAGUAUCACAGCCAUCUGUUUUCUUCCCUGAAGAAGGCUGGAGGAGAGCUGUCUAUCCACUACCUGACAGCCUUUCAGACACAGCAGUUCGUUUCCGGUUCUACCAACAACACUCAGACAUGCAGUGGGCAUUAGAGAACUUUUACAUUGGGCCGGCAUGUGAGAACCACUGUGGAGGUCAUGGUGACUGUGUGGAUCGACAUUGCCUUUGUGACUCAGGAUUUUCUGGACCCAACUGCUAUGUCACAUUAGUUCUGGAGGAAUUUCUGAAAGAGCGCUUUGAAUGGCAAGGGGCUCAUGGGCCUCAGUGGCAAGUUGUGGAGGGGGGUCAUCCAUGUAAUAACUGUGGGGCAUUGGUUGAGGGGAUGGGCCUGUACUUUAGGGGAGCUAAUGCCAGGCAGGCUAUCACCGCUGACCUGGAUCUACGAGGAGCCAAGUUUGUGCAAUACUGGGCUAAAAUUGGAAGUGAGGACAAUAUGACUUUAUGUCAGCGUCCAAACUGUCGAAAAGAAGGUGUAUUGCUUGACUAUUCCACAGAUGGAGGUGUAUCAUGGACACUUCUUCAUGAGAUGGACUAUUUAAAAUAUGUGUCUGUAAGGCGGGACUACAUUAAGUUGCCAGAGGGUGCUUUGACCAAUGCUACUCGCCUACGCUGGUGGCAGCCAUUUACAAUGUCUUCAGGCCUUGUAACCCCUAAUCUUCAGCGUGCUCAGUGGGCCUUAGAUAAUAUCCUGGUGGGAGGUGCUGACAUCAACCCCAGUACCCUGUUUGAUACAUUUGAUGAUGAGAGUAAAUCUCAUGAAGAAAAUUGGAGUUUCUAUCCAAAUGCUGUGCGGACAGCAGGUUUUUGUGGCAAUCCUUCGUUUCAUCUCUACUGGCCCAACAAAAAUCAGGAUGGAACCCACAACAUUUUGGAAACUCGAGAGCUUAUUGUCCAACCAGGAUAUAUCUUGCAAUUUAAGAUUGUGGUUGGUUGUGUAGCCGAAAGCUGUGAAGAUCAUCAUUCAGUGCUUUUACAGUAUAGAAAGGAUGCUGGGUCAGACUCAUGGCUGUUGGUACAGGCUGCAUGCCUCCCUUCUACAGUGAACAAUGUUGGAUGUUCCCCCUUCCAGUUUCAUGAAUCCAGCAUCUACAGCCCAGUUAACAGCUUGGUGUGGACCAGAGUUACCGUGCAGCUACCUGACCAUGUCUCUUCUGGUUCCACACAAUUCCGUUGGAUACAAAAAGAUGGAGUUGAUGAGAAACAUGGCUGGGGAGUCGAUCAUGUAUACAUCGGUGAAGCAUGUCCUGGUCUGUGUAGUGGACAUGGGUAUUGCACCAAUGGAGCAGUCUGCAUUUGUGAUGAAGGACACACUGGUGAUGAUUGCUCCAUGUGGAGCAGUGACCUUCCCAACUAUAUCAAGGACAACUUUGAGUCAGGUUUUGUAUCAGAGGAAAACUGGAGUAUAAUUCAAGGUGGAGAAGUUGGAAGUGGCUGUGGCCAGCUUUCCCCACACGCCCAUGGAGAUUCCCUGUAUUUUAAUGGCUGCAAGAUUAGGCAGGCUGUCACAAAACCUCUGGACCUAAAUAGAUCCAGCAAGAUCAUGUUUGUAUUGCAAAUUGGAAGUAUUUCUCAGACAGACAGCUGUAACUCUGCUCUGGACCAGGCUGACACCGUGGACCAUGCAGUGUUGCUCCAGUAUAGUGUAAAUAAUGGAGUCAGUUGGCAUGUCAUUGCCCAGCACCAGCCCAAAGACUUUAUCAAGGCCCAGAGAGUAUCGUAUAACAUUCCACUUGAAGCCCGCGUAAAAGGAGUGCAGUUGCGAUGGUGGCAGCCUCGUCAUGGUGGUGCAGGACGUGACCAGUGGGCCCUCGACCAUGUAGAAAUUGUUCUGUAA